Molecule: messenger RNA, 312 nt
Organism: Rotaria sp. Silwood1
Lineage: Eukaryota; Metazoa; Rotifera; Eurotatoria; Philodinida; Philodinidae
Source: the annotation of a GenBank genome assembly
AUGAAUAGUUAUGAUUCCUCAAUUAAUUGCCGUUUUCGUCGUGAGCGAUCUAAUUAUAAUGAACCAUCAGCUGUUGCUUGUUAUUUAUCACGCUCAAUCAAUCAAUUGAAUGCAGGUGUUGGAUGUUGUUAUGAUGGUAUUGGUCAACUUAUAACCCGUGGAACAGAUGGCGGAACAGAUGAUCGUUAUCAACUAGUAUCAUCUCUAGUGCUUCAUUUUUUUAGUGAUACAUUACUAUUUCUUGCUUGUCGUAUUUUAAAUUCAAAGGAACAAACUUGUGCAUCAUAUUUUCAUUUACAACCACAUCAUUAA